CAUUACACCUUAUAAGCAAUCUGAGACUAUGGGUGACAUUUCCAUGGAUCCUUUAUGUGAAAUACUCCAGCAAAUGGACUGCCAUUUUACAUGGACAUUGCUGAAGGAAGACAUUGUUCCUGAUGAAUUAGAGGGAAGAAUUGCUGACCAGAUUAAGUUUUUAGCGGGCAGAGUUCAACAUUAUAACCUGCUGGCCUAUGUGAAGUACUUGAAUGGCAAGAAGGAAGAGGCUCUGGAAAAUUUACAGAGGGCUGAAGAGGCUGUUAAAACAGAGUACCCAGAAGAAGUUGAAAAGGCAAGCCUUGUUACAUGGGGCAACUAUGCAUGGGUGUAUUACCGCAUGGGCAAACUUACAGAAGCACAAACCUACAUAAACAAGGUGGGAAGUACCUGCAAGGCAAAUGGCAGUGCCUCUCCUUAUAGGAUGGAACUCCCACAGGUGUGCUGUGAAAAGGGGUGGGCACAGAUAAUGUUUGGCCAGAAUUAUACUGCAAAAGCCAAAGAGAGCUUUGCAAAGGCCCUGGAAAAAGAACCCGAAAACCCAGAAUUCAAUUCUGGCUAUGCAAUUUCAGUCUAUCGCCUGGAGAGAGAGUAUGAAAAAAGAUCUGCAACAGAAGGUUCAUCUCUGGAGCUCUUGAAGAAGGCAGCAAAACUGAAUCCGGAUGAUGCCUUUGUUUUGUCAUUCCUUGCAUUGAAGCUGCAGGAAACUAGGAAAGUGGCAGAAGGAGAAGAGCUCAUUGAAAAAUCGCUAGGCAAAUUCCCUGGCAUCCCUUAUGUGCUGAGGUACGCUGCCAUCUUUUACAGGAAAAAAGGUGAUGUGGAAAGAUCCCUGGAGCUUUUGAAGGAGGCAUUGAUCUUGACACCAAACUCAGGCUUCCUACAUCACCAGAUGGGGCUUUGUUACAGAGCACAGUAUUUUAAAAUCAAUGGAUCAAAAGACCCAUAUCAAGACACAGGACAGAUGGCAGAACUGAUCAGACUGUGCAUCUUUCAUUUCAAAGUGGCAGUGGAACGCAAAACCAAAUUUCUUCAUGCUUAUCUGGACCUUGCAAAUAUGUAUGCAGAAGGGAAAGAGCUCCAAAAAGCAGAGGAGACAUUUCAGAAAGCAUAUGCAGUAGGGAAGCUUACUUGUUCAGAAGAACAGCAGCUCCACUUCCAUUAUGGGCACUUCCUGGAAAAUCACAAAAAUUCAGAAUCUGAGGCUGUUGAACUCUAUCUGGCUGGGCUGAGGAUUGAAAAUGAAUCAUUCGAGAGAAAUAAAUGCAAAUGGAAUUUGAAGACGUUAAUAGAAAAGAGAAUGAAGGAAGGUCCUGCAGAUGCUAAGAGUUUGGGAAUCCGUGGAUUCAUUCACCAGCUCGAUGGGGAAAAGCAGCAAGCAAUUGAGUGUUAUGAACAAGCUCUGGAAACAGAUCCUGAGAAUGAAGAGUAUGGCAGUGUUCUCUUGGAGUUGAGGCUUUCUGUACAAAGUGAAAAGUCUUUAUACGAGAUCCUCCAGCAGCUUGAAUGCCAUUUUACUUGGGAAGUGUUGGUGGAGGACAUGGAUCGCAAUGAAUUAGAGGGAAGAAUUGCCACAAAGACUGAGCAUUUACUAUCCAACGUCGGAAUUCAUAAUCUGCUGGCCUAUGUAAAAUACUUGAAUGGCAAGAAGGAAGAGGCUCUGGAAAAUUUACAGAGGGCUGAAGAGGCUGUUAAAACAGAGUACCCAGAAGAAGUUGAAAAGGCAAGCCUUGUUACAUGGGGCAACUAUGCGUGGGUGUACUACCGCACGGGCAAACUUACAGAAGCACAAACCUACAUAAACAAGGUGGGAAGUACCUGCAAGGCAAAUGGAAGUGCCUCUCCUUAUAAGAUGGAACGUCCACAGAUGUACUAUGAAAAGGGUUGGGCGCAGCUAAUGUUUUGCCAGAAUUAUACUGCAAAAGCCAAAGAGAGCUUUGCAAAGGCCCUGGAAAAAGAACCCGAAAACCCAGAAUUCAAUUCUGGCUAUGCAAUUUCAGUCUAUCGCCUGGAGAGAGAGUAUGAAAAAAGAUCUGCAGCAGAAGGUUCAUCUCUGGAGCUCUUGAAGAAGGCAGCAAAACUGAAUCCAAAUGAUGCAUUAGUCUUACCUCUCCUUGCGUUAAAGCUGCAGCAAACUAAUAACACUGAAGAAGGGGGAGAGUAUAUCAAGGAGGCCCUCAAAAAGAACCCAAGCUGUCCUUACGUGCUGAGGCAUGCAGCCAUUUUUUUUAGGAAAAAUGGUGACGUGGAAAGAUCCCUGGAGCUUUUGAAGAAGGCAUUUAGCUUGACACCAAACAAAGCCUCCCUGCAUCACCAGAUAGGGCUUUGCUAUAGAGCAAAGUAUUUUAACAUUAAGGAAGGAUCAAGAGACAGAGAACAGAUGGCAGAAUUGAUCAGGCUCUGCAUUUUUCAUUUCGAACAGGUGGUGGAGCGCAAAACCAGAUUUGUCUAUGCUCACCUGGAUCUUGCAAACAUGUAUGCACAAGGGAAAGAGCUCCAGAAAGCAGAAGAGACUUUUCAGAAAGUGUUUACAAUGAGGAAACUUACUCGUUCAGAGGAACAGCAGCUCCACUUCAAUUAUGGGCGCUUUCAGGAAUACCACAAAAAAUCGGAAUCUGAGGCUGUUGAACACUAUCUGGCCGGGCUGAAAAUUGAAAGCGAAUCAUUUCCGGGAUAUCAAUGCAAGCGUAAUGUGAAAAAGUUAAUACAAAAUAAAAUUGAGAGAGGUACCACAGAUGCUAAAACUUUGGGCAUCCGUGGCUUCAUUCAUCAACUUGAUGAAGAAAAGCAUCAAGCAAUUGAGUGUUAUGAACAAGCCCUGGAAAUGGAUCCUGAUAAUGAAGAAUAUAUCAGUGCUCUUUUGGAGUUGAAGUUUUCUGUACAAAGCUAAACAUUUCAAUAUGUGGUACUUGGUUCCUCCUUCAAGCUAUU
This is a messenger RNA of Lacerta agilis (Sand lizard), 2928 nucleotides long. RefSeq names its product interferon-induced protein with tetratricopeptide repeats 5-like. Gene Ontology annotation, cellular component: cytosol. Gene Ontology annotation, molecular function: protein binding. The record is from RefSeq and is a predicted model, not a curated record. Lineage: Eukaryota; Metazoa; Chordata; Lepidosauria; Squamata; Lacertidae. Gene Ontology annotation, biological process: defense response to virus.